Molecule: messenger RNA, 1092 nt
Organism: Seminavis robusta
Lineage: Eukaryota; Bacillariophyta; Bacillariophyceae; Naviculales; Naviculaceae
Source: the annotation of a GenBank genome assembly
AUGGGAGCGCUCUGCAACAGUGUUUGCCAGUGUCUUCUUGUGCCACUAUCAAGCUCAAGAUUUGUCCUAUCCUUCCUACAAAUACUUUAUACUCCUCCCUCUUUAAUUACGAUAAAGACCACAGAAGUACCACUGGAAGAAGAACCACCAAUAAGUGCUACUGUCCCUAACUUUGAACCACCCUUUGUUGGGGUUAACAGAGAUUUCUCCAACCGUCUUCCUCAAUACCUUUCGGAUAUCACGGAUGGACUCAAUGCUCGUCCCUCGCUGCCAUUCUCUUUCUCUUCUUCGCCUGUUAGGCGCCGGCCAUUGGCUUUGGCAUCGUGUUGGGCAGCGCGACGGGCAAUUCCAUGGGCGUCAUUGAAAUGGUGGCCAGCACCAGUUUUGAGCGGAGUUCUCUGCGCUCUCUGUUCGGCACAACCCGUGCAAUUGAUUGGACCGCAAGGACCCGUCGUUGCCUACAUUGCCGCUUUGUAUCCACUGGCCAAGAUGUUGGGGUUGCCCUUUCUACAGCUCUACGCCAGUGCGGGACUCUGUGCCAGCGCUUUUUUGGCGCUGUUUGCCUUGGUAUCCGCCUCCAAUGUAGUCCAACAUUUGACCAGGUGGACAGACGAGAUAUUUUCGGUUUUGGUCUCGACAAUCUUUCUGGUACAGGCCGUGACUGAUGUUUCCACCACUUUUGCAGCAGCAGGUCCUCCUGUGACGGCAUUGCUUACUUUGGUGAGUUGCAGUUUGACCUUUGGAACCGCCAUGAUGCUGAGGUCUUUGAAUAGGACCAACUACUUGACUCAGAGCAUUCGAAAGAACUUGGCAAACUUUGCCCCCGCGGUUGGUGUGGUGAUCGGAUCUUUGGCCACUCGAGUCGCCCGGUUGAACUGGGGAGCGGCACUCCCGGCAUUGCAGCUUCCAAGUGAAUUUGUCACAUCGUCAGGUCGACCUUGGCUACUGUCUCUGGCGACUACUACGCCCUCCAAACUAUGGAUGGGGGCCCUUCCAGCCGGUCUCGCAGCCGCCAUUCUGUUGUAUUUGGACCAAACCAUCACCGCUCGACUGGUCGGGCAGACAACAAAUAGGAGGGGCACUCUACCAUGA